CGAGAGCGCUAAAAUGGAGGCGGAAAGAUCCGGCGGAGUAGCAGGGGGAACGAACCAGAACUCUGGAGGCAGCGGCGUGGGGCGCAAUCCGAACGGGCCGAAAUCGGUACUCGGGCAGGCGACAACAGAAGCGGCCGCCGCGGCAUCAGCAGCCGGGGCGAUGGCUGGAUCGUCGCAGCCUCGGGAACCGCAAGACGGCGACGCAGGCCUAUCGCUUCCUGGGAUCUUGCACUUUAUCCAGUUCGAAUGGGGACGCUUCCAGGCCGAGAAAUAUCGCUGGGAGGCCGAGAGAGACGAACUCAGGGCUCAGGUGACGUUCCUCCAGGGUGAGAGGAAGGGGCAGGAGAACAUGAAGCAGGACCUGGUCAGGCGGAUUAAGAUGUUGGAGUACGCCCUGAAACAGGAGAGGUCCAAACACCAGAAGCUGAAGACAGGCAGUGACCAGAGCCCAGGAGAGAAGAAACCAGAGGCAGAACAAGUGCCCAAUGGGCCAGCAGAAUCUGAAUCUGAGCCAGCCAAUCAGAUGUCCUGGAAGGAGGGCCGUCAGCUACUGCGCAAGUACCUGGAGGAGGUGGGCUACUCGGACACCAUCCUGGACAUGCGUUCGAAGCGUGUGCGCUCCCUGCUGGGUCGUACCAGCCCCGAGGCUAACGGCGCCCCGGCCAGCAGCGAGCAGCAGUCCGCCCCGGACCCCGAGCCCCUGGCAGGGGGGGAGUCACUCCUCAUCAGACAGAUAGAGGAGCAGAUCAAGAGGAACGCGGCGGGGAAGGAUGGUUCUAAGGAGCGUCUGGGCGGUUCCGUGCUGGAUAAGAUCCCCUUCCUACAAGGCUGCCAGGAUGAUGAUGAGGAUGACAGUGAUGAGGAAGCUGACUUCCAGGGCAUGGGCACGGACCGUGUAGACGGGCAGCGCAACAAGAACAAGAAGCCGCGCGUUAAGAUGGGGACUGAGCCCAUGCCCACAGACCUGGACCCUGAUGAUGAGGAGGAUGAAGACGACUCGGAGGAUGCCCUGAGCGAGUUUGACUUCCUGGGAUCAGGGGAGGAGGGGGAGGGGGCGGGAGAGGCCCGUAUCUCAGGGGACGGCCGGGAGUUAGAGAAGCGCAGGAACAAGUUACAGGGCAUGAUGUCGGACUUCCCCCCCAAACCCUCCCCGCCCCCCUCUGUGUCGGGACAGUCUCGCUCCGGGGAAGGUGGCGCUCUGGGUUUUUCCUCUGACGUCUUCAUCCUGGACGCCGUCGGGGGUGGAGACAUGAACCUGGGAGAGCUGGCUGACCUCACCGUCGCCAACGACAACGACCUCACCGUGGAUCUGCAGGACAACCGGGAGGAGUUCAAGAAGACGUGGAACCCUCGCUUCACGCUGCGUAGCCAUUUUGAUGCCAUCCGAGCGUUGACGUUCCACCCCAGCCAGGCCGUUCUAGUCACAGCCUCCGAGGACGGAACCCUGAAGCUGUGGAACCUCAACAAGGCCAUACACUCCAAGAAAAAUGCAGCGCUGGACGUUGAACCCAUCUACACCUUCAGAGCCCACAGUGGUGCCGUUCUGUCUCUGGCCAUGGGAGAGGACGGAGAUUCGUGCUACAGCGGGGGUCUGGACGGAACCGUGCGCUGCUGGAAGAUCCCUGACAUCAACGUGGAUCCCUACGACAACUACGACCCGGGCAUAGAGAGCAGUGUGUUGUUGGGUCACGAGGACUCAGUGUGGAGUUUGACGUACUCUGCCACCCACCGUCGCCUGGCGUCCUGCUCUGCAGACGGGACCGUUCGCAUCUGGGACCCACAGAACUCUGCCCCCUGUCUCUCCGUCUUCAACAAGGAGAAAGAACACGGAACGCCCACCUCGGUGGCCUUUGUGAACUCUGACCCCGACCAGGCGGUGGUGUCAUUCGACGGAGGCGAGACGCUGCUCUAUGACCUCAAUACAGAGCAGAGCAUCAUGGUCCUGGACACCAGGACUAAGGACGGCAGUGAGCUGAUUAACGGUGUGGUCAGCCACCCCUCUGAGCCCAUCUCCAUCACCGCACACGAGAAUCGCACUAUCCGCUAUCUCGACAACAAGACAGGUAAAGUGAUCCACUCCAUGGUGGCACACCUGGAUGCUGUCACCUGUCUGACCACGGACCCCAAAGGCACUUACCUCAUCUCUGGCAGCCAUGACUGUUCGGUGCGUCUGUGGAUGCUGGACAACAGGACGUGUGUGCAGGAGAUCACGGCCCACAGGAAGAAGCACGACGAGGCCAUUCACGACGUGGCCUUCCACCCCUCGCAGCCCUUCAUCGCCUCGGCCGGCGCCGACGCACUCGCCAAAAUCUUCGUCUGAGAGAAGGCACAGACAGGGACUCAACAUCAUCCUCACUGCCCGACUAACACAACUUGGCCAGAGGAGAGUGAUGACUACAAUGGACAAACGUCACACACAAUUCCACAUUCACAGUUACACACGUACACAUCCAGUGACAUACACACACAAAACUGUUGUCCUGCACCCCACUGGCUGGGUCAUCGCCACAGGACACUAUUACCCACGGUUCUCUCGCUGAUCCCAUGAUGCCUCAGUAGCUUGUUGCAAUACUAACCGUACUGUUUUUCUAACGACUAAAUCGGACUGCUCGGUUUAUUAGGUCCGUUGACUACACUACGAUACUCUCAUUCACUUCUACUUUUUACAGUCCACUUAUGGUUAUUAUAAGACAGUGUGUGUUGACUUUGAUCACUACGCAUGCUGAUGCAGCCCGUGCUAUGACGAGUGACGCGGCUCGCGCACGGGUUCACUUUCCGUUUGAAACUUGUUUUUUAAGAGAUAAGAAGCUUCGCUCGCCAGUUGCUAACACGCGUAAGUACCUGACUACAGUAGAGUCCAGUACCCACCCGUUGACGGCAGUAGCAAUUGUCUGCUGCACCAGUGUGGGGGAACAAUGCAUUUCAUUCCAAAGACUUCUGAGGGUUUUGGUUUUUGUGUGUUUCGGAGACGCCUCCUAACCGGUGUUGGACAAACGGCUUUAAUAUCAGCCUCAUCGCCAAGAUACUAAGCCUGAGUGUUUGUGUGUCCAGUAUUGUACGGUCAUCCAUUUCAGUAGGAGGGUGUGUUUGUGUGUGUUGCACUUGUUUAAUCUUGGUGCUAAGACCUCAUCAGUCCGAGUCUGAAUCAGGGACCUGUUAUCAUUCAAGGUGUGUGUGUGUGUGUGGGGGUCCUGUUUGUCUCUCACUGGGAUAUUUGUCAUCAACAGUAGCAUGACAUAGCUUGUAUCAUCACUCUCCAGCCAUGCCAACUGUUUGUGUUGAGAUACUGUAUGGGUGAUUUGUAUCUCAUAGGAAACUAACACGCUAUGCUAAGCAGACACUUUUCUACUGGUUUCUUUUUAUAUAUAGUGUGUGUGUGUGAAGUUUUGUCGUUUCAUCGGUACAGCUGGUUUGUGAAAGAGUGUGUUGUUGAUGCCGCAGUAGAGCCCUCUGACUGAAACGGUGGACAUUGCCAGAAAGUGGCAUCCUGUAUUCUCUCUCUGUUAAGUCGGCAUCAAGUCAGAAUGGUCCUUGGAAACAAUCUAAAUAAUCCAAUGAAAUGACUGUUGUUGAUUAGGUUUCUGUUUCUUGUGCGGGGGGGGGGGGGGGGGGGUUGCACUGAAUUACCCAGAGUGCUCAUAUUGGGAAACUGGCCUCUCGCCCGUGUCAACGGAGCCAGGAGGAGAAAUUUGCCACCGGGAUAUGGGAACAAAAGCCACAUAAAGAGCCCUCCUUCCUCCCCCUUUCCCCUUUGGAGAGGAAAGAAGAACAAACACUACCUGAACCCCCGAGCCCCUUUACAUUGGCCUCCGACAAAGACUGAAUUUAGACAGGGCUGGUGACUGUGCACCAAGCGAUCACUUUGUGCUUGGAUUAUUGUGGAGCUGUUUUUCCUGGAAGGGGUAACAAGGUCGGACAAAGAGCGGAGCCUUGGACGUGCGCUAUAGACUGACAUAUAGGUCAGAGGUCAGGGGUGAUGUCGUUGGGUAGCCGGCCUCCUGGCUCCUUCAAGUUUAUUUUUGAACUUUCCGCGGUGGAACAUAGGCAGGGGGGAGCCCUGAGGGCAGAUCUCUGGCUGUGGAAACAUGGUUCCACCAGGCCAGGGCAGAGCAGGGCAUGGCAGUAAAGAUUGAAUGGUCCAGUAGCACCACGUCAAUCAGUAACUGGCCCCGAGCUGCCCCCAAACCUACGAAUCAACCCCUAGCACAUACGCCAGAGGGAGGGGGUAGAACUCAUCCCAAACCACUGAUACCAGAUCAGGUAUUUUUUCAUCCCCUUAAUGGUUAAAGUCAGCAUUGGGGUUAGGGUAAUCUAAUUCUAGAUCUGUGGUUAAGGUCAACUUUAACCAAGAGCGCCUACAUGCAACAGGGUCACUACAGGGGUCAGAGAAUCAAAGGUUGCUGGUAAAAAUGACUGAGGUGUCAACGUUUCUCUCCACUUCACGACCUUAUGGGAAACCACACUCUCUGGUCAGACAGGUUUCUGUGGGCUUGGUUUAGUUCACGUCAGCGUCAUGUGUUUGCUUUUCCAUGAUGGUUUCAGAUGUAUUGAAGUCGAUGAGGCAGAGAGAAUGCCUAAGUGCUACGUACUGUAGCACACGGUGUGCUGUGAUGCUUUGUUGUUGAGAGGAUAACUAUAGUGCGCAGUUGUCAAUCACCCAGCAGAUGGUAUCACCCACCUCUCGGAAGUCCGGUGGACAUUUUUUUUGUGUAAUAGUGCAUCCACUCCCACCAACGUUAUAGCUUCCGUACGAAGUGCAUUCUAGUGACACGCUAACUAACGGUUGGCUAUAGGCUGCACUACAUCAGCUGCACUAGACCCCAAGACUAGACCAAGAGGUUACCUGGAGCCCGUAUGUGUCUUAGCGGGGUUGUGGAGACCAUGGCCCAGUUUCCCAAAAGCGUCUUAAAGAGCGACUGCCCCUAAAAAAAUAAAAGAAACGUAUUGUUUUGAAAAUAGCCUAUGUAGCAUCGGUGUGAGUCAGAAGCAUUUAUUCUACUGUCAAAAUUGACUACAACGUGUAAAUAGGAUAAUUUUGGUCAUAAAGUCAGUCUCGUUCAAAACGGAGAUUUGCGAGAUAGGGAAAAAAAUGGUAUUUCACAGAAUGAAAGUUACCAUUACAGUUUUCCAUAGGUUGGGUUUAUUUGAAUCCGUCCCACAGCUGGCUGCACCCAAGUAAUCAUCAAUGCUGAGUGCAGCUGCACAUGACCCAAUGUAAUGUUCAUGAUCAAUUUGGUUUGACUUUGGAUAUCCCUACGGGGCUAGUUAGGGACCAUCAGUAAAUUGCACAAUGCAGAAAACCAACUAUACAUCAUAUAGCAAUAUUGAAUGCAAUUAAUGAGACAACUAAAAGAUGUGCAACAUGAACAUAUGGUCCCAUUUCCAUUGUGUAAUUUAUUGACGUCCCAAACGAUCCCCAGAGACAAGCUAUCCAAAGUUAAACUAACUUUGCCACGGUCGCAUACCAGCUAUCUGGAGCUAAUUGGCGAAACGAUUUGGCUAACUCUUCUUUAACUCUUGGCUAACUCGAUUUGGCUAGCUCACAUCAAACCACACCCCGAAACCAACUCGCGGUUUGAAUUCAGUCCUGGCUGCUAGCAUUUACUAAUGAACCGAAUCUAAAACGAGGACAAAUCAGGAAGUGCAGUUGCAUAUGUUCAUCGUUAGAAUCUUCAUAGGAGCAUCGUUAAAUCGCCAAGCUGUUUCUCAAACCCAUUACUAAAGUUGCAUUUGAAAACGACUGCCUCAGAACAGCGAAGUGUGUCGUUAGAUGCUUUUAAAAAAAACACAUCCUGGUCACUUUAAACACAGAACAGAAUAAAUCAGCUAAACCGAAUUCGAGAUGUUUAUCUGUCUCACUGUGAACGCAGAUAACUUCAGACCGAAGUUGACUGCUGCAUAUACAAAGUUGCCAAUGGCUUUUGAGUUCUUUGCGAUUGUUGUAAACAAGCGAAGGAUACAAAUGUGCAUCAAAUGAAAACCGAGUUGACUGAAAGAUAAAUAUAGAAAAUAGGUUUAUAAAGGCUACAUACAUAGGCCUGUUUAUUUAAAUCACAUUGAAAUCAAUUUCAUGUUCAAUCAAUUGAGUUCUAUUUAGCUGGCUAGUCUACUGUCUGCAAUUUUUGCCUCAAUAUAUUUCAUGUGUAAUGUGCGCAAUGAUAUGCCGAAUCUGUGAUUUGUGCAUUAUUAUUGGUUAAGCAUUAGAAUAAACCACCUCAAUAUUUGCAGCCAUCAGGUGAUCAUCUCUCUAGGAGCUGACCGGUUGUCAGUAUUGUGAAAUAAUUAUGUUAAGGUAAGAUAUGAAUAGAGAAAGCAGUCUUUCUUUGUAUCCUAUAGGUAUCGACACAUGCUCCAGCGACCCACUUGGCGAACGUUCUUUCUGCGUGGUGUUUUGGGAAACGCAUGUUACAUCUUCGGCCGUUGUAGGAACGAUGCAUUGUUUAAAAUACUUGUGCGCCUAAAUUCCCUCGUUAUCGGGAAACCAAGCCCUGAAGUGUCUCACUGGUAUUUCUCCUCCCUUCGCGUCAAUAUUAAGACUGCAUGAGUGUGUUGGGCGAACUCUGCACUCCGUGUCUGUGUGUCAGUCAGAGUCCACAUGUACGUCUGCAGCGUUGAGCUAUAGACUGGUCCUGAUACGCUCAAAUAUGUCCGUCUUCUGAGAACAGACAAAUCAAUGUGAAAAAAAUCAAAAAAGCGAGAGGAAAAUAGAUAUGACUGUAAAUGAUGGAAGACUAGAGCAACCAUUAUCUGAUUUACAUGUCCAUUCUCAUUUUUUUAUUUGUUGCUUUUUUCCCUUUGAUUAUAAUUAUUAUCUAAGAAUACUGUAGUGUCAUCAGUGAAAUCUUUCUUCUUUGCUAGGCUUAGAACUUGCUUGUGAUUGAUAAUGACAAUGUAUACCUUGUAAAAAACAAAACGGUUAACAAAUCAGAAAAAGAAAAAGAACAUCAAAAAGUGAUCAGUCCGAGGCCAAGGUAAAGGACUCUUGUUUCUUUGUGUUUUUAUUUUUUUAAUAGCAACUUAUCACUGUGUGAUAUUUUGUACAUCAUAUUAAGCUGUAUUCAAACAAUUUCCUCUAACUACAAGGGAUAAGAGACCUGCUUUUUAUUGAGUUUGUUUUAUUAUAUAUAUUUUUGGAACUGCAUUCUAGCUCGUAUCAAAUGACAGAUUUUCCUUCUCUUUACUUUGCGGGUCUCGUGUUAUGUCAUUAAAGAAGAAAAACACAAAAAAUUCUAAUAAAAUAACGAUUUUGUACAGUGAA
Salvelinus fontinalis (brook trout) is the source of this 7258-nucleotide messenger RNA. Its product is annotated as striatin-4-like. Gene Ontology annotation, cellular component: dendrite. The coding region runs from base 14 to 2320 and encodes 768 amino acids. The record is from RefSeq and is a predicted model, not a curated record. NCBI's taxonomy places the organism in Eukaryota, Metazoa, Chordata, Actinopteri, Salmoniformes, Salmonidae. The transcript has 18 exons. Gene Ontology annotation, molecular function: calmodulin binding; protein-containing complex binding; armadillo repeat domain binding.